AUGGGAGCCGUUGCGAAAGUUUAUGAUGAGGACCCUACAGAAAUAACGUUUGUUUAUGAUUGGUCAGUACAGAUUUUUCAACCGGUCAAUGGUUUCAAUGUUUUCGGUGAUACCGAAACAUUCUGCACUAAUUAUCGAAAUGCUAGUCAUGAAUGGAUGGUACAUUUAUACAGGACCAACUUUGGUGUACCAUCGAGACCUAGGAUACAUCUAUAUUUGGAACAAAGUAGGGUGGUAACAACUCAUCCAUCUCCUAAAGAAUGUAAAUUUUCGUUCAGACUGCUGGAAGAUGAUACUUAUCAUGGAAGUGUAACCGCUGUGCGUUCUGUGACGACGUUUUCAUCAAUGGACAGUUUUCGAGUGCCUAGAGAUUCACAGUUUGUGGAGUCGUUAACGCAGUGUUUCACGAAUCAGUCUAAUAGUGGGAAAACAAUCGUGAUUACGGUUGACCUUUUAUUCAGUACAGAGUCUUUUAAUUUGGGCUUUAGUAAUUGGAUGAGUAUGGUUCCAGCACCGCCUGCUGAUAUCACAAACGAUUUUCGCUUCAAAGUUCUCAACAGUGAAGGAGCCGAUUUUACCAUACAUUGUCGGGAUGGCGAUCUUAAAAUAUCGAAAAGUGCAUUGUUCUUAAGCUCCGAUUACUUUCGCUUUUUGUUCACUGCAAAUGAUGAAGGAUUAAUGUCUAAAGAACAGUCAGUACCCGAUUACAAUCUGGAAUCCGUUCGCAAGGUGUUAGUAUUUAUGAUUACGGGUACAUUUGAGAUGCCAGACAAUUUGACACCGGAAUUGGCUAGAGAGCUAAUUGAUAUAACAAUGCAUUUUAAACCAUUAAAUCGUGAUGCGCUUAGAAAUACUAUUCAUCGUGCUCUUUGCAAAUUGUUGGUGAAGGAUUUUCUAGUCUUGGAUAAGAUUGUUCAUUUCUUGGUGUUUGCACACGAAAUGAAUCUAUCACAGUUGAAACUAAUGUGUAUGUCAAUUAUCGUUUAUGAACAUUAUAAACGAUUCAAGCAGCAGUAUAAUGAGGAAUCACCGAACGCAGAUCACCGAGCACUUCAUGAACGCUUGCGUCGUAGUGGCCUCCUUUUAACUGUUUCCCCACUAUCACGAAUUGACUCAAUCCGACGACAGUCGCUCAAAUGUCGACGAGUUUUUCGUUAUGGAGCACAAUCGAAUCUGAAUUCGUUCCAAAUGCCUAGAAAUUCGAAUGAUACGAUGUGGAGUGAUUUGGAUUAA
Molecule: messenger RNA, 1233 nt
Organism: Cercopithifilaria johnstoni
Lineage: Eukaryota; Metazoa; Nematoda; Chromadorea; Rhabditida; Onchocercidae
Source: the annotation of a GenBank genome assembly